AUGGAGGGCGAAAGUAUGUCUUUACUGUCCUUCGGUUCGCACAAAGAAAGAAACUAUGGAACAGUCAGUCAACGCGCCUACCUUGGAUCUGCAAUGGGAAAAGCGAAAGAAGUGGAUCUCGUCGACUACGCAGUUUCUGAAGGCGAGACAAUCACUGGCGUUGCGAUCAAAUUCUCAACUUCAGUCGAAGUGCUAAAGAGCCACAAUCGCUUUCUUUGCUACGACCCAGAACUCACGUCCGGAAAAAAAGCCAUCCAGUCGACUGGAGCUGCUGAUAAUUCAGCAACGAAGAGUAGAAAAGACGCUUCCGUUAAAGAAGAAGUUCGCGACAAAUCGCUGAGCGAUUUCUUUGCUUCAAUCGACUCCAACAUUAGCUCUGGCAGAAAGCGACUCACCAAUUUCAACGAAGACCUUAUCAACAGGCUCGAGGAAUGA
Oikopleura dioica is the source of this 435-nucleotide messenger RNA. Lineage: Eukaryota; Metazoa; Chordata; Appendicularia; Copelata; Oikopleuridae. The record is from the annotation of a GenBank genome assembly.